AUGCUGCUGCUCAGACUGACCCUUAGCCUGGUUCUCCUCGGAGCCUCCAGGGGCUGCGGUGUUCCUGCCAUCAAACCAGCACUGAGCUUCAGCCAGCGGAUCGUCAACGGGGAGAACGCAGUGCCAGGCUCCUGGCCCUGGCAGGUGUCCCUGCAGGACAGCAGCGGCUUCCACUUCUGCGGUGGGUCCCUCAUCAGCCAGUCGUGGGUGGUCACUGCUGCCCAUUGCAACGUCAGCCCCGGUCGUCACUUUGUUGUCCUGGGCGAAUAUGACCGAUCAUCCAAUGCCGAGCCUGUGCAGGUUCUGUCCAUCUCCAGGGCCAUCACACACCCUAGCUGGAAUCCCACGACCAUGAACAACGACCUGACACUCCUGAAGCUUGCCUCACCAGCCCAAUACACGACACGCAUCUCACCAGUUUGCCUGGCUACCCCCACGGAGGCGCUGCCUGCAGGCCUCACAUGUGUCACCACUGGCUGGGGCCGCAUCAGUGGUGUGGGCAAUGUUUCCCCAGCACGUCUGCAGCAGGUGACUCUGCCUCUGGUCACUGUCAAUCAGUGCCAGCAGUAUUGGGGCUCACGAAUCACUGAUGCCAUGAUCUGUGCAGGUGGUUAUGGAUCUUCCUCCUGCCAGGGUGACUCUGGCGGCCCCCUUGUCUGCCAAAAGGGGAGCACAUGGGUACUCAUUGGCAUCGUGUCCUGGGGCACCUCCGAUUGCAAUGUACGCACACCUGCCAUGUACACUCGGGUCAGCAAGUUCAGCUCUUGGAUCAACCAGGUCAUAGCCUACAACUGAGUCUAGCACAAGCCCCUCUCCAUUUCAAUCCAAUAAAGACUCCAGGCUCU
This is a messenger RNA of Chrysochloris asiatica (Cape golden mole), 845 nucleotides long. It is a transcript of the gene CTRL, whose product is annotated as chymotrypsin-like. The record is from RefSeq and is a predicted model, not a curated record. Gene Ontology annotation, biological process: proteolysis. The coding region runs from base 1 to 795 and encodes 264 amino acids. NCBI's taxonomy places the organism in Eukaryota, Metazoa, Chordata, Mammalia, Afrosoricida, Chrysochloridae. The transcript has 7 exons. Gene Ontology annotation, molecular function: serine-type endopeptidase activity.